AUGGUGGACCGCACCGUCUAUGAGGAGAACAAGACACCAGACUUGCCGCUUCGACAAGUUUUUGGUCGGCAGAGGGUGUCACAGGAACUAUGCAAGCUCGCAGCAAAUUCAUCCUUGCUCACGGUUGAGACCUUUGCUAUGCUCGGCGAUGACAUUGCUGCAGUGAAGAACACGCUCAAAAGCUUGGUGCCAGAUGUGACGGCGUUUGGUGCGGAUGGCCCGGCUCAGGAUCAUUUUGCAAAUCGGCGAGCGAAGAUGGAAGAAGAUCCAUCCAAAGUCCCAGAGAUCCCUGGGGAAGAUCAUGCUGAAUUCAGGGAGACGUUCGUCUCGCGCCAUCCUGAUGUUCUGCUGCCUCCUCACAUCGGGAACCACACCGCAAGUUUCGUGGAGCGAGUUCAGCGCGACUAUCUCGUCCACGGCUUCGUUCACUUCUACGAGGUCGGUGAAAUUCGGACCCGCAAUGAGAACAUUGCUCAGAAGUCCGGCUUGACCAAGAACGCCGAAGAUCUGCUCCGGGUGGUCAUGAUUGACCAACCGUCAGCAGCAAGCUCCGAAGCCCAGGAGUGGAGGCAUGAAAAUCGAGGACUUGCUCUGCUGCUGACCGUGGAUACGCUCAUCCGCAAGAAAGUUCACAGAGUCAGUUCAGACCAGCGCAAGAAGUUCACCAGCUUUUCUGCCGCUUUGGUAGAGGUGUUGGACAAUCACAAGCAGCUCUGGAAUGAAGCGCCCUCGGUCAGUGUCGCCAGAGCCGAAGUCAACGGCCAAAGCUCGGAAGAACAAGGCUCGGAGGGAGUGGCAGAAGAUCACAUCGUUCAAGUCUCCGGGUGGGAGGCGCUGUCCUUUCUACAACAGCUCUUUGGGGUGGAGCUGGAUCCUCCACCUGGUGAUUGGGCGGCUGCUGCCAGCCCCACGAGUGAUGAUCCGGCGGUCGCUCCGCCCGAUCGGAGAGCGGUGCUGGGUUCCCAGCGGCUUUGGCCUGAUUGGGAUUCAAUUUUGCAUGAUCGUAGCUUGUUGAAGGAUGGCCCUUUCUUUUUGGAGCUCUUUGCCCGGCUCGCCGGCCUGACUGAAGCAGUUCACCUCGCGGGAGUGCCGGUGCUGCCUCCGGUCGACAUCGUACCGUCCCCGUUGGUGACUACACCUCGUGAUCUGGUGGACUACGUGGUCUGGCGGCAGCUCUUGGAGAUUUUGGCUGUCGGAGUAGUUUUCUUUUUGCACUGCGGCACUCCGUGCAAUACUUUCACCUCAGCUCGCAAAGAAGAUGGGGGCCCUCCUCCUCUACGCUCUGCGGCCCAGCCGCUCGGGCUGGAUGCUCUGAGUCUGGACAACGCCAACCUGGUCUUUUUGGGCAAUUUAUUUUUGGAGCGUGCAGUUGAAGCUUGCUUUUUGGUCUUCAGUUUGGGCGGAGACUUCCUGAUCGAGAACCCCCUGCUCAGCUUGCGGUGGUUGACACCUCAAUUGACCUUGCUCGUACGCCGUACGCGUGCUUUUCACUUGGACUGCGAUCAAUGUGCAUUUGGCACACCGUGGAGGAAGCCGACCAAGUUUGUCUGCUCCUCGGAACUGCUAGAUGCUCUCGCCGUUCCUUGUCCAGGUGGCCAUGUUCACAAGAAACUCAAGGGCAAGGUUUGGGAUCCACAGCAGCAGCGCAUGGUGUUCAAGACCAAACAGGCUCAAGUGUAUCCAUUGGCUUUGUGCGCAACGAUUGCCCAACAGAUUGCGCAGAUCUUUGCUCACCAGUUCUCGCAUUUCCACAAGACUUUUCAGCUACGUGUUCCUGGCGCCGAUCGGAAGCGUGCUCUCCACUCGGCAAAGGAGUGGGCUGGCCAUCGGCAAGCCGAGACAGCCUCCAAAGCUCUGGCCGCCGGCUACCAGUUGAAGCGCCAAGCCUUUGUUCGAAAUCGAACUGAACCUGGUGAAGCCGUGCAGUUUGCUCUCCAACUGGUGCAUCCGUUCUCGAGGCCAGCCCCCCUGCCGGCAGUGCUCGAAGAGGCCAUCCAUUGGGCGGCCACUGCCUCACAGAAAGUGCUCAAGUUUAGGGCGGCUGCCUUGCAAUUUUGGCGCAGCAGGGCAUUGGCUCUCUUGCCUACCUCCAUUCAUUGGAUCACGCUCCUGCUCGGCACUUCUGAUCCCCGCCAAGCAAGGCUGGGCGACGUGUGCCAUGUGGCUCUGUACAAAGAGAUGCUCGAGGCAGCCCGGUCAGAAGACCGCUCUUUGCACAAAUUUUUGCUCGAAGGUUUUCCCAUUGUUGGUCCUAUUCAACCAUCCGGCCGCUGGCCCCCAUUUGAGAAGGCUCAGAAGGUGCUCGCGGUCCAACAUGCUCUGGAUAGGGCCUGGGAGAUUCGGGCCAAGAUAGUGAACAGAGCGCGCGGAGUUCCAGUGACUGACAAUUUGCUCAAGAUUUGGGAGGCCACCUUGGAAGAUGUGGCAGAAGGCUCUUGCUUGGGCCCCUUCGACAGCGAAGAAGAGGUCACUGAGCUCUUAGGUCAAGAUGAUUGGAUCCCUACGCAGAGGUUUGAAGUGGUCCAAAAGAAUAAAGUGCGUGGGUGCGACAGCGCCACUACGAACUUGAUCAACCAGAUCACAGAGAUCACGGAGAAGCUCCAGCUGCCAUCGACGGAUUCAAAUGUGGCAGCCCUGCGGAAGCUCCAAACAGCAGCUCCUGAUGCAGAAUUGUUCGGUUGGGUGCUCGACGAGAGGAAGGCCUAUAGGCAAGUGGCCAUUCGGCCGGAUCACCGGAAAUUUUCUGUGAUCUGCCUGAAGUCUCCAAGAGUUGGCAACCCGGCUUUCUUUGUCAUGGUAGGACACUCGUUCGGUUUGGUGUCUGCUGUGUACAACUACAACAGGCGAUCUGCUGCGAUCAACGAGAUCUUGGUUUCUUUUUUCAAGCUUGUGGCGUUUAGCUUCUAUGAUGACAAAUAUGGCUUUGAACCGGCCGUGUCGGCGGCUAGCGCUCGUGAAGUUGCUGAAAGUGUUCACUGGUGGCUAGGUGCAAAGUUCGACCAGAAGAAACUUCAGCUCUCCUCAGAUCCAACGAUCUUAGGUGUGACCUACAACCUGCGGCUCAUGCAGUUGGAAAUCAAGGAGGACAGGCGACGCGAUCUGCUCGAAGAAAUUGAUUGCAUCUUGCAGUCUGGAUUUUUGGAUCCAGGCUCAGCAGGCAAGCUGAAGGGGAAGCUCAUGUUUGGCGCCUCCCAGCUUUGGGGGAAGAUAGGUAGGGCCUUCCUCAGACCAAUCUCUGAGCGCCAAUACUGGAAGUUUCCCCCAUCCUUUGAGUUCAAGCUCGAUCCACAGCUCGUUGAGUCCCUAGCUCAGUGGAGAAAGUUGAUCGACUGCUCUCCGCCUAGACCGAUAGAUUUAGCUCGUGAGCGCCUGACAGACGUGGUGAUCUUCACGGACGGCUUCACCCCGGACCCGAGGUCUUCGGACCGGAGUCCUGAUCGGAUUGGUGAUGUUAUGUUUGAUCGAAGAGUGCGGAGCCCGAGGCAGUUCACUGCAGUGGUGCCUCCGAAGAUCAGUCAUCGAUGGCUGAAAAGAGCGACGCAGAUCAUGCCCAUUGAGAUGCUUGCUCCUGUCGUUGCUCUCACUACGUUUGCUGACCGGCUCUUCGAAGCAGAUCUGAUCCUGCUCAUCGACUCAGAGUCUGUCGAAGCUGCGCUCGUGAAAGGAUAUUCGAGCCGUGAAGAUAUGUGUGAAAUCAUCACUUUGUUUUGGGAAAUUGCGCUCGCGCUGAGAGUUAGAGUUUUCAUUGAUCGAAUUUCAACAGACGCCAAUCCAGCUGAUUGGCCAUCCAGAAACAAGUUAUGGUUAGGGGAAGCAACUGGUUGGUCCACAGUUAAGCCUGUGUGGCCAUCGUCGCUCGGAAGGGCCCGGGUAUAG
Molecule: messenger RNA, 3876 nt
Organism: Cladocopium goreaui
Lineage: Eukaryota; Dinophyceae; Suessiales; Symbiodiniaceae
Source: the annotation of a GenBank genome assembly